AUGUCACUAGAACGUUUGGGAGUUUUUGAGAACACUGAUUCUUGGAUUUUUGAUUGGGAUGCAGCGGCUGGUGUGUUGCAUGGUACUUUAAAUUCAAGGAAAUCAAGCUUAAGUAUAAGUUUAUCAAAGGAUAGCAGAAUUCUUCAAAUUGUGGAUGAAUUUCUAACUCUAUUUUCGAAAAAUGAUGAUAAUUUGUGGGAGGUAUCUGGUGGAUUUAAAUAUCAAGGUCGGGAAGAAGAAUUUGAAGAUAUAGUUACGAAAGUUUACACUGCAGUUUUAAUGCUUUUCAUGAGAUUUUCUACUGAAAGGAAACAGUUAAAGAGGGAACUAAAUCUAUUCAGUUUGAAUCGAUUGUUUCUAGCAAUUAAAAUCUUCAAAGCAUCAAAUCAAGAAGUCCUCGAGAAAAUUAUCUUGGAGGCUUUUAAAAUGAAGCAUAUUACAGAAGAUGCUAUCGCUGAAUGCAUGAAAAAUAUGGAAAAAAAACUGGUGGCUGAUUGCAAAGAAAUUGAUAUAUAUGUUGCAUUUUCAAGAGAUCAUGCCGAGAAUGCGAAACGGAUUUUAGAAAAACACGAAAUUUCUAUUGAAGCUUUAGCUACUCUGUUACCUCUGUUGCCAAAGCAUCAUUCUUUGCAUUCUUACUUCUAUGGAUUUGUCAAUAGGCCGCUAGUGGCAUCCACUGAUGGUCUGUUGGCUUCAGGUUGUGCACUUUUCAAUGCUAUUCUCAAGCUCAGCAUUUCAGGAAACAAAUUAUAUUUUAUUAUUUCUAAUUCUUUAAAUUAUGAAAGAUUCAUUUUUUAUUAUAAUAUCAUGUACCCCGUUGAGGAAGUUAUUGACUUACUCGAAAGAGAAGAACAAGCUUUCGUGGUUGCUGCUCUCAAGAAAGUUGCGCUAAAACAGAAUGAGCGUAUUUUAGAACAACUGAAGUCUCGUGGAUUGCUUGCUAAUCUCGGGUGUUCUUUAAAUGAAACAGUACGCAAAUUAACUGACGAAAUCAUCCAAUCAUUGCCCCACUUAUCGCCUGAAUUUGUACACUUGUGUUUGCGACAUUUCGGUUAUAAAAUGCAAGAAACGAAAAAUACCUUAAUAUCAUUCAAUGAUUUGCCACUUGAUUUACGAGCUUUGUUCUCAGUUGAUUUGAAAGCAAGAGCGAUAUCAGCACACACCAGUGAAUGCUAUCCGAUUUCUAAUGGCGCUGAUUUCGACAAUUUUAAAAGUAUUAGUAAUGCUGUAACGAUGAGUAACAUCCUACCGGGCUCAGUAAUUCGUAUGAAAUCACCGGAAGCAGUUGAGAGUGAAUCUAUUUCUGAGGAUUUUAAUUUGGAUGAAUUGGCGGAAUGUAAUUUACGAAUGAACACGCUGAUUGAGAAAUGCAAAAUGAAUAUGGAUAAUAAUAGGAAAUUACUAUCGAAAGAAGCAUUUGUUGAGGCAGAACCUCAUAAAUUUGUUGCAAAACCAGAUUAUGAAGGCCUUCGUAAACAAACUAAAAUUUUUUCAUACGAUUGUUAUGAUGAUGAAUAUGAUGACUCCUGCGAUGAUUAUUUAGAUACCUUUAAUUUAGACUACAGCUCAGAUGAUUUUGAUGCUAAAGAAAGUCCAUUCGAAAAAGAAGAUAAUGAGUUUGAAACAGAUAACGAAAGCACGUUGACGGAAGGAAGUCAAGAGCAGAAAGAAGUGAAUCGAAAAAACAUAAGCGGAGUGGUUGAAGCGUAUGGACAAAAUCGAUGGAGGACGCGUGUAAAUCAGGCAUAUGAAGAUUCGGAAGAAGAGAAAAAAGUUCUUCAAUCUAGGAAUGUUUUUGAUACUCAACAAUUUUCGGAGCAUGAUGUCAGUAGUCAGAAGUCAGGAUGUUCGGAUGGUUUGGGAUAA
This is a messenger RNA of Thelazia callipaeda (thelaziosis nematode), 1866 nucleotides long. NCBI's taxonomy places the organism in Eukaryota, Metazoa, Nematoda, Chromadorea, Rhabditida, Thelaziidae. The record is from the annotation of a GenBank genome assembly.